Molecule: messenger RNA, 813 nt
Organism: Humulus lupulus (European hop)
Lineage: Eukaryota; Viridiplantae; Streptophyta; Magnoliopsida; Rosales; Cannabaceae
Product: protein FAR-RED IMPAIRED RESPONSE 1-like
Exons: 1
Coding region: 1-813 (270 amino acids)
Biological process (GO): regulation of DNA-templated transcription
Source: RefSeq, a predicted model, not a curated record
AUGGCCCUACAAUCGAGUGGUUACGAAAAUCUUCCUUUUCAACUAAGAGAUGUUUACAACAAAGAUGCCACUUUAAGAAAACUAGACAACCUACCAAGUGACUCAGAGGGUGUGCUGGCUUUCUUGGACGGUCUAUCAACAAAGGAUCCCGAUAUAUAUGUCGAGUACAAGUUAGAUGACCAAAAUCGCUUGGAAAAUCUUGUCGGGGCUGACGGAGUGAGUAGAAGGGACUACAUGCUAUUUGGUGAGGCCAUUGCAUUCGAUUCAACGUACAGGACCAACAAGUAUAAUAAACCAUUGAAAAUCGUUGUUGGCGUCAAUCAACACUUUGAGACUUGUGUGUUUGGGUGCGCAUUGAUAGUGGAUGAGACAAAGGACACAUAUUGUUGGUUCUUAAGGGUUUUCCUUGAUUGCAUGGGAAACAAAAUGUUGAAAGUAAUGCUCACUGACAAUGAUGAAAGAAUUGAAUUUGUUGUCAACAAACUUUUAAGUGAUUCUACUCAUCGACUAUGUGCAUGGCAUUUGGGAAAUAAUGCAACGAAGAACAUUAAGAUUCUUGAGUUCAACCAAGGCUUCUAUGACUUAAUAUACACCUACUACACAGAGGAAGAAUUUGAAGAAAAAUGGUCUGAGUUAUUGGCAAGGUUUGGCCUUCGAGAGAAUUCAUGGUGUCGUACUAAAUACAACACACGAGAACAAUGGUCAGAGACGUACUUAAGAUGGGUGUUCUAUGGAGGCAUGCUGACAACUCAAAGGUGUGAAUCAAUGAACAAUCAAGUGAAGAGAUUUCUAAAAGCUAAUUAUUCAUUGUGA